Molecule: messenger RNA, 1647 nt
Organism: Aureobasidium pullulans EXF-150
Lineage: Eukaryota; Fungi; Ascomycota; Dothideomycetes; Dothideales; Saccotheciaceae
Product: MFS general substrate transporter
Exons: 4
Coding region: 1-1647 (548 amino acids)
Biological process (GO): transmembrane transport
Molecular function (GO): transmembrane transporter activity
Source: RefSeq, a predicted model, not a curated record
AUGCCCACCCGAGACUAUGAUCUCGAUGUGCCUGGCACCGAACAACUCGUAGAUGGUAAGAGAGCCUCACUCAACCACGACCUUGACACUGCACACCAAGGCAGCUCAGAUAUUGUCCUCAUACCACGCCCAACUGAAUGCGGUUCGGAUCCUCUUACUUGGUCUAGAUGGAAGAAGUGGUAUCAGCUCUUUCUACUGGCCCUUUAUGCGUGUGCAUUUUCUUUCGGAGAGAACACUCUCGGUGCCGCAUGGACGACCGUCUCAGAGGAUACUGGAGUUUCUCUCGUGAAUAUGAAUGGAGGCAGUGCGCUGAACUAUUUACUGCUCGGCCUAUGCAACAUUUGGUGGAGCAGCACGGCGAAUAAGAUUGGUCGACGACCAGUAUUUCUUCUCACUACGCUGAUUUGCUGCAUGGCUGGCGUUUGGCAGGGCCGUGUUCAUGGUACCGCUCAGUGGUUUCUAUCAAACAGUUUGAAUGGAGUCGGCACCAGUGCUUAUCAAGCCGUCAUUCAACUUUCAGUCUUCGAUACCUUCUUUGCCCACGAACGAGGUAUGAUGCUGUCUUUCUACUUGUUCGGCCAGCAACUUGGCAGUAUUCUUGGUUUAAUUACUGGCGGUAUCAUCUCAGAUCAACUCGGCUGGAGAUGGACACAAUAUAUUGUCGCAAUGAUUGACGCUGGUGUAUUGGUUCUGCUGUUUUUCACCUUUGAGGAAACGAUUUUUCCCAGAUUCAUCUUUGAGACGAUACAAGGGGUCCUUCCUGUCACCGAAGGUCGUUCAAGCCCUACCGAGUCUGCCACUGAGGGCAAAGAUGUUGACAAGAAGAAUCUCGGCCGUGUCACUACAGUCCGUUCCAAAGCUCACAACGUCCAACAACGCGACUACCCUCGUCGCACCUACGUACAGAAGCUGAAGCUCUGGGUGUACUUCCCAGAGGACAAGACUACCUACAUGCAAUACUUCCGUCGUCCGUUCGCCCUCUUCUUAUUUCCCAAUGUAGUCAUUUCUGGCUGCAUAUUCGCUUUCGGCUGUACCGCUGGCAUCGUUUCUUUCAAUACUAUCUCCGAGAUAUUAACAGAGCCCCCAUACGAUUGGAGCACAUCAUCUACCGGCCUCGUAUUCCUUGCUGCUCUUGUCGGCAACUUCGUAGGAUGGGGUACUGGCGUCUUGUCUGACCAAAUCGUCCUCCGCCUCGCACGCAGGAAUGGUGGUGUGAAAGAGCCUGAGAUGCGCCUGUGGACUUUGUGCUUCUCGUUCGUCUAUGCCGCGAUUGGUUAUAUGAUGUAUGGUUGGGGAGCUCAGACAGGAGCUCACUGGAUGACAAUCGCAUUUGGCGUUGGUUGCAUGAUUGCUCACCAGGUCUCCGCUUGCUCUAUCGCCACCACCUAUGCUAUGGAGUGCUUCCCUGGCAUAAGUGGUGAGUUGGUCGUGGUUCUUGCCAUCUGUUCAUCCUGCAUCAACUUUGCGAUCAGCUACAGCGUUCAGCCGUUUAUCGAGGCAGCUGGCUACGGAUAUGCCUUUCUCUUCUUUGGUCUUUGCGUACUCUGCUCCAUGCUUGCCGCUAUCCCCAUGGCAAUGUUCGGAAAGUCCUGGAGACGGAGAUGCGCACCCAAGUGGAGAGAGUGGCUAUCCCAGAGAGAAAACUGA